This is a messenger RNA of Closterium sp. NIES-67, 1894 nucleotides long. The record is from the annotation of a GenBank genome assembly. Lineage: Eukaryota; Viridiplantae; Streptophyta; Zygnematophyceae; Desmidiales; Closteriaceae.
CCUGCGAGCAGCCCAGCCAACAUGCCAUGCCAGCAAUUUCUUUCUGACUAUCCAUAGACACUUUAUUUCCGCACUGAUUUUCCGGCAAGAUUUGCUUGAAUUGAGGUUUGAUCCCACGGACAGACGAACACCGCUCUGUGACGGAAAUGGCGUCAAUAUGUGCGUCCCCGCCAUUAUCCGCUAAUGCAAUCUCGCGAACCAUCACCGUAGCCUCCCAUUCCAGGUCAGCAAAAUGUUCAUCUCCCUCUUUCAAUCGCCGAAUCCCAUUGGCCUCCCUGCGGUCUUUCGCGACCUCAUUCUCCGCUCGCCAUGCGACGUCUCCAAGUCACCUAAGACUGAGCGACAGUACAGGAUGCGGAAUAGGCCGGCAUUUCUCGCACCGAGCUCCCGAUAGAAGGGGUGUGACUAUAGUGAGGUCCCAGGAGGGUCGCAGCUACUCGCACCCGAAGUACAACUGGCGCUCGCGACGGAGAUCCGACGGCGAGGAUCUGACGAGCACGCGAUUCCCGCGUGACGCGCCGAAUGGUCGGCGAGAGGCGGGAAGCGGCGGAGAGUCGAGCGGGCACAGUCCCGGGUGGGGGUCGCCCGUGUGGCAGGCGGACAGCAGCAGUGGCGAGGAGGAGUCGGCUGGAAUAGGCGCGAUCGCUAAGGGGGAUGCCACGAGAAAAUCGUCGAUUUCGCAUAUCCUUACACCUGAUGGGAAGGCCUUUAGGCCGCAUCGCAUUAUUCUGGUGCGACAUGGGCAGAGCGAGGGCAAUGUGGACGAGGCGGCGUACACGCGCAUUCCCGACUCCAAGAUCGCCCUCACCAGGAAGGGAUGGGAGCAGGCGGUGGAGAGGGGGAGGAAGAUAAGGGAGAUGAUAGAGGCGGACGGGGAGGACGACUUCAAGGUCUACUUCUACGUCUCGCCCUACACCCGCACGCUGCAGACUCUCCGGGGAGUGGGUUUGGCGUUUGAGAGGGAGAGGAUUGCAGGGGUGAGGGAGGAGCCGCGCAUUCGAGAGCAAGAUUUCGGAAACUUCCAGGACCGGGAGAAGAUGAGGAGGGAGAAGAAGGUGCGGUUGAGCUACGGCCGAUUCUUCUACCGCUUCCCUGAUGGGGAAUCGGCAGCAGACGUGUACGACCGUGUAACAGGCUUUCGUGAGACCCUCAGAGCCGACAUAGACGUGGGCAGGUUCCAGCGGGAGGAGGCGGCAGCGCGCAACAUGAACUUGGUGCUGGUGUCGCACGGGCUCACCCUGAGGGUGUUCCUCAUGCGCUGGUACAAGUGGACUGUGGAGCAGUUCGAGGGGCUCUACAACUUCCCCAAUGCCGGCGCCAUGGUCAUGCAGCUGGGGCCGGGAGGCAGGUACAGCCUGCGCAUGCAUCACAGCCGGGAGGAGCUGAGGGCCUUUGGGAUGACAGAGAGCAUGAUCGACGACCAGGAGUGGCAAAUCACAGCCAAGCCAGGGGAUCUGAACCCCUGCUGGCUCACAUCCGGGGCCGGCUUCUUCGACCACUUUGACGAGAGCGAAGCGUGCGGCAUUCAGCGCGACUACAUGUGCAAAGGGAUAUCAGAGCUAUGCGACGAGGAAUUCGGGGAGGGCGUAUAUCGCAAUCAUUAACAUCCAAAAGGCCUGAGGCCUAGGUGGAACAGGUUUGAACUGCAAUUCGCUCUUGCUGCUGUCCUAAGAAAAGGGCCAAGUGCUAUAUUGCGUUCCGGUGAAGUACACGACACUGCCUUCCAGCACAUUAUUUGAUGUUUCAUGUUGAUUAAUUUUGUACAUAGAUCGUUCAAUGACCCCAAGCUGGAGCAAGCUGCUGGAGAAUACUGGAUUUGUUUUAGUGUUGAGGUUUGGGCAAUCAUGGUGGUACUAUCGUACUAAAUGCUACAUCUUUUAGUUUGCUAGUGUGA